GGCUUGUCAGAGUCGGAGGGAAGAGAGAAGCCGACAGACACAACACAGAGGCCGGGGGAACCGUCGUCCAGCUUUGAUGAGAUAGUCACCGAACAAAAGGACAACAAAAAAAACAGAAAUAAAUUGACUUUAAACACCUUGACAGGUAUGGUCCUGUGUGUGACGUGGCGGUCAGUGCGGGGACACGUAUCCCGCAGAGAGGCGCUCUGAUUCGGAAUCGGGGAAAUGCCCGCGGGCUGCAAGGCUGCAGACGGAAUCUCUCGGUGGAAAUGUGGCCGUGGAUCUGGUGCAUGCUGCUGGUCGCCCAGUCUGGGGAGGUCCGCACCCAAACAGAAAACCAGGUGGUGUUCCAGCUGGGAAGCUUCCAGAACGUGAGCGUCUCCCACAAUGAGACGGUGCAGGCCACGGUGUCGGGCAUCCCGGACACGGUGGCCUUCGUCACUCUGCAGUUCCACACCCAGCACCGCAGCACCGCCCUCUCCUUCACCCGGGUCCCAGGGGCCGCUCUCUCCGCCCCAGACACCGGGCUCCUGUCGACCCUGGCCCCCGGCCAGACCUCCCUCUCCCUGUUCCUCACCACCCCGGACCGGGACCCCGUGGCGGGCACGGGGGUCACCCUGCCCUACACCAGCGCCGACCCGCUCCCGGGGGCCUGCAACGGGGUCUUCGGCCUGGGGACGGACCCCAACCUCUACCUGACCUACAACCUCUACGAGACCACCCUGCGCUUUGCCCCCGCCAGCGUGGGCUAUGCCAGAGGCGCGACCCCCCCGCCGUGCAACGUCUCCACGGAGACGGCCGUGCGGCGCCGGCUCCUGUACGACGUGUACCGGUACCUCCUCCCGGCAGGGGACCUCUCAGAGGGCGGCCUCUUCAGCGGCCUGCAGAAGGUGGCCUCUGCCCAGAGCCUGGGGGCCAACCCCGGCCUGGGGGCCGACUCCGGCCUGGGGGCCAACCCCGGCCUGGGGGCCGACUCAAGCCUGGGGACCGACGUCCGCCUGGUCACGACCCUGUCCUGGGAGAACGACACGGUUGCCGUGGUGAGCUCGGUGCUUGGCCGGGGGGCCGUCUACGCCGUGGUGGUCCGCGACCCGGAGAGGAACACCUCCGCCUCCUACGUCCCCGUCCACACCUACGCCUGCAGCUUCGACUCCGCCCUGGAAGGCUGCCUCACCCUGGGUCAGAUCUCCACCAAAGUCUUCUUCACUCUCUCUGGCCUGGCGGGUUUAUUCGUCUGCUUCUUCGGCCACCGUUUCUUCAAAUGUGAGCUCUUCUGCAUGGGCUUCGCCUUCGUCUGCUUCCUCUUCUUCGUCCUCAUCACCCGGACCACCACGCUGGACUACCAUCUGCGUCUGGCCCUGGCGGCGGUGCUGGGCGUGGUGGGCGGGGCCGUGCUGGUCACCUGCUGGUGGCGCUUCGGCUCCGUCAUGGCGUGCGUCGCCGUGGUCGGCCUCAUCCUCGGCUUCUUCGUGGCCUCCACCGUCUUCUUCACUCCCUUCGGGGAGCUGGAGGUGUUCCAGGGCUCGGAGGUGGCCUUCUGGGUGACGUACUGCUGCCUGGUCCUGGCCGUGUCCCUGGUGAUGGUCCGCUGGCCCAGAGAGGGUAACAUCAUCACGUGUGGCGUGGUGGGGGGGUACUGCGUGGUGCUGGCGGUCAACGUCUACGUCUCCACCUCGCUGUCCUACAUCACGCUCAACGUCCUCAAGCGCUUCCUCAACCCCGACUUCGACCCCGCCUUCACCGACGUCUCGUUCCACGACAUCGACUUCAUGCUGAUCACGCUGUGGGUGGUGCUGGGGGCCUCGGGGGUGGUGCUCCAGCUGUACCGGGAGCGCUCCAGGCCCUUCUUCCCGCCCAGCCCCUACCUCAUGUGGCUGCAGGAGCGGGAGCGCCGGAAGACCAACGUCCUGGACCCCAGCCACCACGGGGCCACGCCCGCCGGGCGCCUGCUGGCCCGCCUCCGCCAGCUCACACGCCGCCGCCGCGAGCCCAACGGGGAGCACACGCCCCUCCUCCUCUGACCCCCCCCCCCCCUCCCCCCUCCUCCCUCUCUCGCUUGCUCCCUCGCUUUCAAACGUUUUAAUCCCUCUGAGUUUUUCAGGUUUUCCUUCUCUCUCGUUGUCCUCCGUCUCUUCUCUCUUUCUGCCCUUUCUGUUCCCUCCUCCAAGCCUCCUUUCUCUCCGUCUCUCUCUUCCUAUCGCUCUCUUCGCAUUCUCUAGUUCAUGUUCUCUCGAACUCUCCGUCUUUCAAAAUGCCAUGCUCCGGUUCUUUCUUUCCAUCCGUCUUUCUCUUUCUCUCAAGCUCUUUCUCUUUCCCUCUCUUUCCCCCUUCUUUCGAACCCGUUCUCCGGCGCAUUCUCUCUCUCUCUCUGCCUCGCUGUCGCUCUGCCUCGCUGUCGCUCUGUCUCGCUGUCUCUCUCUCUCUCUCUCUCUCGGCCCUCUGCUGUCUUUUUAAACCAAACCCCUUGACCACAUCACACCUUAGUACCCCCCCCCCCCCCCCCCCCCCCCCUCCUCCCAGUGUGCUGUCACAGAGCAGCGACGGUAUUGAACGCAGCACGCUACACUGAGCGCAGUACACCGGCCCCCCGGCGACAUCAUCAGGUAACCAUCGGAGACGGAAGGGCGAGGAAGACGACGACGGCGGCACGCUCUCUUGUCCGAGACCUCCGUCCCAUCGGAGGAGGGAAUGUUUCCGCCGUGCUAGAAAAAAGGAUCGCGAGGACGGAUGGAUUACCACGGCGACCGUCCACAUCUUUAACCACCGACGAGAGGUCGAGGCCGAACCGUCUCGCCUUCCCUCUGACGUCGAAAGCCCCUUUCAUCAGACACUUUGCUUAAUGUGUGUAAAAACCACCGUAACCACUGAAACCGCUGAAGCCAUGCUCGCCAUGCGUGAAGACAACCGAAGCGAGCUCAGAGGCCAACCGUUCUAAAAGCUCUAAGAGCUAGCAUUAACAGAGCAUGUCUGGCCCAGAGCUCAUCUUCACGCUUGCAACCUGAGGCACCGCUGCCUUGCCCAACUGCACUAAAGUCACCCGAUAUGGGACACGUUGUCUUUUACCCUCGUUUUCUUUUACGAGAAAACCCACAGAGAUAACUUGGUUUACUGCUCCUCUGGUGGGGAUAUGGCGUCGCAUUGGCAGGUUUUGGCAUGAUCCCAGAUCGCUCUUGGCUCUACGGGGACAAUAGGAGAGGAGGGGAGGAACCUUUUAGCUCGGACAGGCUCUGCUCUAUUAGAUCAACCCUCUGACGGGUUCAUCGUUUUGAGUGAAAGGAUUCAGUGACCCCGUUUCUCUCAGCCGACGACUCGUCGCAAAAUGUCAGAAAAAGAAAAUAGCAAGAGCUUUAUGUGUAUAAAAAAAAAGUACAAAGAAGAAAACAGCAAGAUCUUGACAUGUAAAAAAAGAUUCCAAAGAUUGAGUGAUCUUGUUUUAUUUUUAUACCCAAAUGGAGCAGGGAGUCGAGGUGAUUCUAAACAGCCUGAAAACUAGAAGAGGAGACUUUGGUGUACGUAGCCGAUGCCCCCAAAGACCACCUGCCGAGCAGCCAAGGAACGCUUGCUUGGUCGGCGCUUCUGUCCGUCUGCAAACAGGAUGUGAUGAGUCAUGAGCCUGUGUCUGUUGAUUCAUUUAAUUGGUUCCUCGUUCUCAAUUAGGACGAGUUCAUCGGGCUGUGUGGGUCUAAUCUCAGGGUGGUCCAGUCCUAACUCACUGAAUACGACUAUGCACUAAAACCACUUGUCUCUGUGUGUGGACCUUGCCAAUGCCAACCAGUCUUCUGUUUGACAUAUCUGCCUAUUUUAUUGUUGUUUUCUUUCCGAGACGGUUUUUCCAGCGUUGUGUCAAGAUGAGGUUUUUUAAUCUGCAUUUUUUGUAGCACUCCAUUAUGUAUAUUUACAAAAAAAAUGAUAUAUUGUAAUUAAAUACCUUUUUUGUAUAUUUAAUAAAUUGUCCAAACAUGUCGAUUCAA
Messenger RNA from Gadus macrocephalus (Pacific cod), 3971 nucleotides. RefSeq names its product transmembrane 7 superfamily member 3 (gene tm7sf3). Lineage: Eukaryota; Metazoa; Chordata; Actinopteri; Gadiformes; Gadidae. The coding region runs from base 270 to 2021 and encodes 583 amino acids. The transcript is spliced from 12 exons. The record is from RefSeq and is a predicted model, not a curated record.